Messenger RNA from Lepisosteus oculatus (spotted gar), 7344 nucleotides. Lineage: Eukaryota; Metazoa; Chordata; Actinopteri; Semionotiformes; Lepisosteidae. The record is from RefSeq and is a predicted model, not a curated record.
UAAAAAUUAGUCAUCGCGAACACUUGGUGCGCGUAUUUGUUUCGCAGACAUUGAGGAGAAACAAAAUGAAAAGGCGUCGCGGCUCGGUGCAGUUGCAGAGAUACAGAGACACCGAGAGAUAGAGCAUUAGUUCCGCUUCCUGAGACUCACGAGCUGGAGGGAAACCCAGCAAUAAAGUCGGAGAGAUCACUGUGUGGUGUGCGCUGCAGAGAGGACCGCUGCGCUUCUGGGCCAUUUUUAAUGUGAAAAGCGAAAGCAGAUCGGUGGUAUCUUUAACAGACCAUCCCGAGUACCGUACUGAUGAAGAAAUGGCAGCGGAGUCGACCCGGAGAUUUACCAAGAACCUGCUGAAGCCGGGGACAGCGGCUGAAAUCAGGCAGACCGCGUCACACGCUGUCAGACACUCCAAUGUCACGCAAGAGAAGCCUAAACUGGUCGACCCUCUGGAUUACGAGACUGUGAUCUCUGAGCUGGAACCUGAACAGAAGGAAGAGCCACUGAAGGACUUGCUAGUGUUUCCCGAAGAUGAUUUUUCAGUGUCCACAAUCUCAUGGGAAAGAAGGACUUUGCACUCGACUGUGCCUGAGGGAGCUGAAGUACAGGCCGAGAGUCUGCUGGUCAGAGAGGCCUGCAAGUACUUCAACUCCCAGUGGAACGUUGUAGAUUAUAAAUAUGAAGAGUAUGCUGGUGAUUAUCGGCAAUUACCCAGAAAACUGUACAGACCAGAAAAGCUUCCUUCACACUCCUUUGAAAUCGACCAUGAAGAUGUUGAUAAAGAUGAAGACACGACAUCCCUGUCAUCAUCAAAAGGUGGGGGUGGAGGUGGAGGAGGACUUGGAGUUUUCAGAUCUGGCUGGCUUUACAAAGGGAAUUUCAACAGCACUGUGAACAAUAGCAUCACUGUGAGGUCGUUCAAAAGGAGGUAUUUCCAGCUCACACAGCUGACAGAUAAUUCCUACAUCAUGAAUUUUUACAAAGAUGAGAAAAUAUCCAAGGAGCCAAAAGGAUGUAUUUUCCUUGAUUCUUGCACUGGAGUUGUACAGAAUCACAAGUUGAGGAAAUAUGCCUUUGAGCUGAAAAUGAACGAUGUGACAUACUUUGUCCUGGCAGCCGAGAGCGAGCAGGACAUGGAAGACUGGAUAAGCACCCUAAACAGAAUCCUGCAGAUCAGCCCAGAAGGGCCAACUCAGGAGAGAAAGAGUGUGGACCUCACAGACAUGAAACAGGAUUCAGUAGAUCUUCCAUCAAGUGAAACAAUUCUGACGAAUACAGAUGAGGUGUCAGAAAACAGUAUAAAUCCAGAGCUAGCAAAGUACAUCACUGAAACAGAGGAAACAGUCAAGAUGGCGCGCAGAGAGGACCGCAUGAACUUGUUUUCAUUGGAUCCAGACAUACCUGUGGUCAAGAGCCAGAAAUCUGAUUUUUCACCCCAUGAGCCCACUGUGAAGCCGUUUGAGGAGAAGGUUGGAAAACGACUGAUGAUAACAUGCCAUUCACUCAAUUUAACGCUCCAGGGGUGUGUGACCGAGAACGAGAAUGGACCAUUAACAAAUAUCGAACCAUUCUUUGUCAGCAUCGCCCUGUUCAACGCGAAGGACGGCCGCAAGGUGUCGGCAGAUUUCCACGUGGACCUGAAUCCCGACGUUGUGAGGCAGAUGCUCGUAGGCUCUUCUUCCGUGGUGGAGAACGGGAUGAGCUCCCCGGCGGAAAAGCGACCAAAGGAAUGUCAGCUCACUGGGAAUUUGGACAAAUGUCUGCAAUAUCCUAAGCAGGCUGUUUUCUCGGUCAUGAACCCCCACAUUGACACUGUGAUGGUGGCCAGAGUCGAAAAGGUGUUGAUGGGAAACAUUACUAGUGGAGCAGAGCCCUACAUCAAGAAUACAGACUCCAGCAAGACUGUCCAGAAAAUCUUAAAGUCCAACAAGCAGUUCUGUAGCAAGCUUGGCAAAUACCACAUGCCCUUUGCAUGGUCAAUAAGGCCAGUUUUCAAAGACAACGAUGGAACUGUAGAUCGGGAUUCGCGUUUCUCACCCUUGUUCAAGCAAGACAGCAGCAAAAUCUCGACCGAAGACCUGCUCAAAGUAAUAUCUGACUACAGAAGGGCAGAGAAGACCAGCAAACUGCAGACCAUUCCUGGAAGCCUGGAGAUCACAGUGGAUUGUGUCCCAAUGGAGCACCCAAACUGUGUUACGUCAUCCUAUGUACCUAUAAAACCUUUUGAAGAAGGUGAACAUCAAGCGACAGUAGAGGUUGAAGAAUUCGUGCAUGAGUCAGCCAAGUACUCUCAGCCAUACAGAGUGUACAAGAACCAGAUCUACAUCUACCCCAAACAUCUCAAGUACGACAGCCAGAAAACGUUCGCUAAGGCAAGAAACAUAGCAGUGUGCAUCGAAUUCCGAAGCUCGGAUGAGGACGGUGCCAAACCCCUGAAGUGCAUAUAUGGAAAACCAGGGGGGCCAGUUUUUACCACGGCAGCCUGCACGACAGUUCUCCAUCAUUCACAGAACCCUGAUUUCUAUGAUGAGGUUAAAAUCGAACUUCCAAUUCAGCUUCACGAGAAGCAUCACAUCCUCUUUUCUUUCUAUCAUGUAACUUGUGACAUCAAUGCCAAGACUAACGCCAAGAAGAAAGAAGCUCUGGAAACUGCAGUUGGUUUUGCCUGGCUCCCGUUACUGAAAGAAGGCAGACUCAUCUCUCAGGAGAAUCAUAUCCCUGUGGCCAGUGCCCUGCCUCCAGCCUACCUCCAUGUCAAGGACCCUGGAUCAGGAUCAGGAAAGCAAAAUGGGGCAGACAUAAAGUGGGUGGAUGGAGGCAAGCCGAUUUUUAAAGUGUCUACAUACGUUGUGUCAACGGUAUACACUCAGGAUCCACAUCUGAACCGAUUCUUUCAGCAGUGCCAAAAAAGAGAAACCGAACUUUUUCAACCUCCUGCCUUAAACUUCGUUAACAGCCUAAAGGGUCUGCUCAGCAUGGAGAAAAUACAUGUGAUCAUACGGUUCCUCCCAGUCCUCUUCAAUCAGCUGUUCAAAGUUCUGAUCCAGAACGAUGACGAAGAAGUCAUCACUGCCACCUCAAGGGUGCUGGUUCACAUUGUUGCCAAGUGUCAUGAGCAUCACCUAGACCACUAUCUUCACUCCUAUAUAAAGUUUGUUUUCAAGACAGAAUCCCACGGGGAGAAAACUGUGCAUGAAGAACUUGCAAAGGGAAUGAAUUUGGAUCUGAAAAGCAAUGACACAGACGUAGUGAAAAAUAUACUCAAGUACUCAUGGUUCUUUUUUGAGCUCAUCAUUAAGUCGAUGGCCCAGUAUCUCGUGGAUUCAGAUAAAGUAAAGCUGCCACGUCCAGAGAGAUUCCCAACAUCGUACCUCAACAUGUUAGAAACACUGGUAAUGACCACGUCUGAUCAUGUUUUCUGGAAAACCAAGACUAUCUCAGAAGAAACAAGGAGUGCUAACCUGGCAGUUGCAAUGUUUGUGAAGCGUUGUUUCACAUUCAUGGACAGAGGGUUCACAUUCAAACUGAUUAACAAUUACAUCAACAAUAUUACGUCAGGAGAUAACAAGACCCUGUGUGAGUUCAAGUUUGAGUUCCUCCGUGAAGUGUGUAACCAUGAGCACUACAUUCCUCUUAGCCUGCCCAUACCAUCUGCAAAGAUCACAGACAAAGAUUUGCCUUCAGAAUCCCAGAGCACACAGGAUGUGCCGGAGUACAGCCUAACCAAUGAGUACUGCAGAAAGCACUUCCUGACUGGCCUGCUGCUGCGUGAGGUUGGCUUUGCUCUCCAGGAGGACCAGGAUAUAAGGCACCUGGCUCUUGCUAUACUUAAGAACCUUAUGGCAAAGCACUCCCUAGAUGAGCGAUACACUGACAAGAACAAGCAAGCCAGAAUAGCCUCCCUUUAUCUCCCUCUGUAUGGCCUGAUUCUUGACAACAUGCCCCGCUUUUUCAUGAGAGAUCUGUUUCCAUUCAACAUCAACGCCAGUGAUCAAGGCUCCCGGGAUGACCUGAGUGUGGGAGGCGGACUACAGAGUCAGAUGGCCCUAGCUUUAAGACAUGCAAACUCAGUGGACACUUCCUUUUCCAAAGAGGUGCUGAACUCCAUCACGGCCUUCUCGUCGCUGGCGGUGUCGACUGCAAACAAUGCGGACUCGAGAGGUUCCCUGAUAAGUAUCGAGUCGAAUCCCAGCACGAGUGAUAAGAACAGUGAGAAAACGGACACCUGUGAGAAGAUUGCCCGACCCUUGUCGUUGAUUGGAUCGGCCCUUCGGUUCGAUAAGCUGGACCAGGCGGAGACGAGAAGUCUGCUCAUGUGUUUCCUGCACAUAAUGAAAACGAUCUCCGAGGAUGUGAUGGUCUCCUACUGGCACAGAGCUGUGCACCAGGAAAUUUCGGACUUCUUCAACAUUUUAGAGCUGUGUCUCCAGCACUUUAGAUUUCUGGGGAAGAGGCAUAUAGCUAGGAAGUUAGCUGCGGCAGUUAAACUCGCACAGGCCACCCAGAACAAUGGCACUCUCAAAGGGUCUAGCUCUUCUCAAGCCACUGGUCUUCUUUCACAAUGGAUGCACUCGAGUCAGGACGGCCACAGACACGCGCGCUCCCAGACCAUGCCCAUCAUACGAGGGAAGAAUCCGCUUUCAAACCCCAAACUGCUGCAAAUGAUGGAAAAUGCCAAUGCAAAUUCCAACAGCAACGUGGCUGAGACAGACUCCAUAAACCCUACAGAUAUAGAAGCAAAUGUUGCCACCGAAGUCUGCCUUACUGUCCUGGAUAUACUUGGACUUUUUACACAGCACCAUAAGAAACAACUGCAGCAGGAUGAUGGCCAGAAUUCCCUGAUGAGAAAGGUCUUCGAUACCUAUCUCCUGUUCUUCCAAAUCAAUCAGUCCACCGCUGCGCUUAAACAUGUGUUUGCAGCUUUGCGGUUCUUCAUCCACAAGUUUCCUUCAGCUUUCUUCCAAGGAAAAGCUGACCUCUGUGGGUCGUUGUGCUACGAGAUUCUGAAGUGCUGCAACCACAGGUCCAGUUCUACACAGACCGAGGCGUCUGCCCUGCUCUAUUUCUUCAUGAGGAAGAACUUUGAAUUCACCAAGGGGAAGUCCAUCGUGCGAUCUCAUUUGCAGCUGAUCAAAGCUGUUAGCCAGCUGAUAGCCGAUGCAGGAAUCGGAGGAUCACGUUUUCAGCAGUCUCUAUCCAUAAUAAAUAACUUUGCCAAUGGUGAUGCGCCCUUAAAAAACACCUCCUUCCCAGCUGAGGUCAAGGACUUGACCAAGAGGAUCAGGACAGUGCUGAUGGCCACGUCGCAGAUGAAGGAGCAUGAGAAAGACCCCGAGAUGCUUGUGGACCUCCAGUACAGCCUGGCCAACUCGUACGCCAGCACGCCCGAGCUGCGCCGGACCUGGCUGGAGAGCAUGGCGAAGAUCCACGUCAGGAACGGAGACCUCUCGGAGGCUGCCAUGUGUUACAUCCAUAUUGCUGCUCUCAUCGCAGAAUAUUUGAAAAGGAGAGGUUACUGGAAAACAGAAAAGGCUCGGAACUCAAGUGUGUUCGCAGAGGAUGCAAAUGUUAUUAACUAUAACCACUUACUAACAUCUCGAGAUGGAGAAUCUUCUUUUGCAAUGGGCUGGGCAGCGUUUCUCUGCAUUACCCCUAAUGUAAAAGAAGAAGGAGCCAUGAAGGAAGACACAGGAAUGCAAGACACUCCAUAUAUUGAGGACAGUCUCGUGGAGCAGCUGGAGCUAUGUGUCGACUACCUCUGGAAAUCGGAGAGACACGAGCUCAUCGCUGACGUCAGCAAGCCUGUGAUCGCUGUGUUUGAGAAGAGAAGGGACUUCAAAAGACUGUCAGAAUUGUACUAUGACAUCCAUCGAUCAUAUCUCAAGGUGACAGAAGUGGUGAACUCUGAGAAACGACUGUUCGGAAGAUACUACCGAGUUGCCUUUUAUGGUCAGGCAGUGGGAUUUUUUGAAGAAGAGGAGAGCAAAGAAUUCAUAUACAAAGAGCCCAAGCUGACAGGUCUUUCAGAAAUAUCCCAGAGGCUGCUAAAACUGUAUUCCGAUAAAUUUGGAGCAGACAAUGUAAAAAUGAUCCAGGAUUCAAACAAGGUCAACCCUAAGGAUUUGGAUCCAAAAUACGCCUAUAUCCAGGUCACAUACGUAACUCCAUAUUUUGAUGAGAAAGAGCUUCAAGAAAAGAAGACCGACUUUGAGAGACAUCACAACAUCAAACGCUUUGUGUUUGAGACUCCCUUUACACUGUCCGGGAAAAAGCAUGGGGACGUUGAAGAGCAGUGCAAAAGACGAACUAUCUUGACAACCAGCUCUACAUUUCCAUAUGUGAAGAAACGUAUCCAGGUUGUUGACCAGCAAAGCACAGAGCUCAACCCAAUUGAAGUGGCCAUUGAUGAAAUGUCACGGAAGGUGUCAGAGCUCAACCAGCUCUGCUUCAUGGAGGAGGUGGACAUGAUCAGGCUGCAGCUGAAACUUCAGGGCAGUGUUAGUGUCAAGGUCAAUGCUGGCCCGAUGGCGUACGCCCGAGCUUUCCUGGAGGAGAAGAAUGCAAAGAAGUAUCCCGACAACCAAGUGAAACUCCUGAAAGAGAUUUUCAGGCAGUUUGCAGAAGCAUGCGGGCAUGCUCUGGAGGUGAACGAACGCCUGAUUAAGGAGGACCAGCUGGAGUACCAGGAGGAGAUGAAGACCCACUACAAAGACAUGCUGAGUGAGCUCUCCAGUAUCAUGAAUGAGCAGCUGCAUUAUGGCACCAUCUCUUCCAGUUUCUGCUCAUCUCUUUCUAAUAUCUCACUCGCAACAGUUUCCAAAACUGAUUGUGUACAGGGAGGACACCUCAAGACAACAAGGAAUGGAGCGUCAUCACGUCUUUCGAGCAAUCAGUAAAACCGUGGCCUCGAGCCAGCAAGGAGCCACCGAAACAGCCAAAACCGACUGACUGCGAUGAAACCAAGAAUGGCUGUUGAACCUGUACAGUAUUCUUUUCAAAAUGAAGUUUUAAAAAAAAAAACUGUGACAUUUACAAACUGGAAAUAAGGGAAUAGACCACAAGGGAAAUCCAGAACUCGCUGAAGAUUGCUGUUACAGUAUGUGAAUGACGUCUGUAUACCAGACUGGUUGAUUUUUCAGGCCGCGCCCCUGUCGGUGUUCCCUCUGCCUGUCCCGGCCCCCUGAGGAUAGUGUUGUUGAGCCUUAACCAGGCUGUGUACUUCAUGUGAAUGUAUAGCAUCAGACUGAGCUAUCUUGUUUCUUAACACCCACAACUCCCAGUUACAGAUUUUAAAUGGAAAGUCAAUGUUUUAUAAUGGAUUUUUGAUUUUGUGUACUGUUUUAAAAUGUA